Messenger RNA from Anthostomella pinea, 1137 nucleotides. The record is from the annotation of a GenBank genome assembly. Lineage: Eukaryota; Fungi; Ascomycota; Sordariomycetes; Xylariales; Xylariaceae.
AUGGCCUCCACCGCCACCGUCGAGCCCUUCCACUCUCCCGAGGGGUUGGAUAUGGGUAUCAACUUCGGUGCCACUGUGUCCAAUGUGGACGUAGAGCGUCUGACCGAUGCCGACUUUGGUAUCAUCCGUGAUGCCCUCUUCCGCCACCAGGUGCUGGUGUUCAAGAAACAAGGCGGCCUUUCCUCCAGUGCCCAAUUCGAGUUGACCCGACGUUUCGACCCCAGCGCAACCUCAUACGGCCAUGGCAAGACCAUCGACGCAAAGCGAAGCAUUCUCCACCCGGACUUGAAGACCAUUCCGCAUCAACCGCAAGUUCAGGUCAUAGGGAACGGGUUCGUACAGGAAUACGAGGGACUGAAGGACAUUCGCCUGAAGCACCCGCAUCACAAGACCUUCCAUGACACGUGCAUCCCCCCCGAGGACGAUCUCGACUUCACGCGCUUCUACCGAUGGCACAUUGAUGCGGCACUGUACGGUCUUGCACCGCCAGUGGCGACGACCCUUCUUGCCGUCAAGGUUCCAGGUGGACGGCGGCAGACGUGCCGCUACGAUGACGGGACAGGCGAUGAGCUACAAGUCCCGCUCGGGACCACCGCGUUUGUUUCAGGCGAGGCAAUGUACGACAUCUUGCCGGAUGAGGACAAGGAGUUCGCCCGGACCACCAAGGUCGAAUACGCACCGCACCCUUAUGUGUGGAUGAGCUCGGCCAAAUCGCGCCCAGACGGACUUGGCAUGCUGUCGCAGGGCCUCGAAGUACGGUUGGAGCAGCUGCCUCCCAUCGAGGAGGACAAGAUCCAGGUUCUGCCCAUGUGUUGGCGAAACCCGGUUACUGGAAGGCUCGCCAUACAAGUGCACCCGUCAGCAGUGCGAAAGCUGCACUUGGCUGAUGGCACUGUGAUUGAUGAUCUGGUCGAGGUACGGAAGACGGUUCAUCGCUUACAGCGCCCCGGGAUUGCGCCCCAUCUGGUGUAUACGCACGACUGGGAGCAGGAGGACCUGGUUCUUUUCCAUAACCGCGGCGUCCUUCACAGUGUCGUGGGUGCCUUUGCGGAGGAUGAAGUGAGGUUGUUUCGGCAGUGCAACAUGGCCGCCAGUCAUUUCCCCGAGGGCCCUCUGCAAGUCAGCGCCAAGGCUUGA